AUGUCUACCCCAACGCACAACCGUCGUGACAGCAAGGACGGUCCUGUUCCCACUCAACCGGUCAGCCAACGUCUAUAUCCUUCUUCUUACGAGAGAUUUCGUACUCUCAAGGUCAAGUGCGACUCUCUGGACGACUGCUCCUCUUGCUCAAAGUCGGGGUCCGAGUGCUUGCGUGAUACUAAGCGGUUUCUCCAUGGCCAACCGAAGCAAGGCUACAUGGAAUCUCUUCUCCAACCGCUCAAUGUCAAAAAAGGUGUCUCAGCAAGGCGAGAUUCAACGAAACGGGAAACCGUCGUCGAUGCCCGCCGUAAGAAGGAUACGAAAUCGCCAAAUCUGUCCCCCAAACCCACGAGCGAGAGUAAUAACCGUAUUCUCGCCUGGAUCCGCUCAGGUACUUCGCUUUUACGAGCUCGAGUCAAGGUCACACAACGACAAAGUUCCCAACCUGUCGGUGAAAUGGGUACCUUGGGUAGUCAACCUUGGCCUCCUCCGGAAACGGAUAGGCAAUCCAUCUCGACGAGACCAAAACGGCUACGCCGCAGGCUUUCAUCGAAAAGCUCAUCCAGCAUUCCCCGCCCUUCUUCGACGGCUGAUCCUUUGAACAGCACUGGGUGCAUUACUACUCGAGCAUCUAUCAAUGAUCACACGGAGUACCAAACGGCUAUCCCUGUUCCUGAGUCCCACUCCCACCCAUGGGAUCGCACCCAGAGUCAAGAGUCCCGCGAACCCGACUGUGGCGGUCAUUUCCAAUCUCAGAACCGGCUCGUUGUUGACGAUAUUCUCGACUCCACAAUUCCCGCGUCACAUAGGUUCACCACCUUCAGCGUCGAACAUCAACGUUGCUGGCCUUUGGUCGAGGCUGACUUGCCUGUUUCGUCAUACCCAGUGGAUCCUCUUCUGUCACUUUACCAGCAACAUCUUUCCGGCGUUUCAAUCCCCUCUCAAUUCCUCGGUGUGGCUCCAAGCACUCGUUCCUCGGCUCUUGAUCACGAUGUUUCUGACCCCAAUCCCGAUGAAAUCGUCCCAUUUCACUCUCAAGGGCGGGAUUUGACGAGCAUCGUGCGUCUGUACCGAUCACGCAAAGUCUACGAUGGCCCUUAUUCGGCGGUAUAUCAAGGUGUCUACGAUGAUGGGCACCAGAUGGAGGACGUUGCCAUCAAAGUCAUCAAGGCAGUCGGUCCUAGGCAUUCCAUUCAGAGGAGACGUCGUCGCGAGGUCACGAUUGGAAAGAUUCUCCAACAUCCGAACGUCCUACCGGUACAUGGUAUCGUGGAAGAUCGAAUGUUCGGGCCAUUCGGGGCCAUUGUUACGCCAUGGUGUCUAAACGGCAAUGCUGCGCAAUAUCUUCACAAGCACGCCCCUUCACCACUGGAAAGAUACCGUCUAUGGCAAGGCGUGGUCGGUGGUCUUGUUUACUUGCACUCUCAUUCGCCGCAAAUCGUUCAUGGAGACAUGAAACCCCCCAAUGUUCUUAUCGCUGCCGAUGGACGGCCAAUGAUCUGCGACCUUGGACUGGUUCGAGUUGUGGUCGACGACCCUUCUUCGUCUUCUUCUGGCGAUGGGUACAGCAGUGACGAAAGUCGGGAAUGGAUGCGUGAGAUCAAUACCACGACUCCGCAUACGGGUACACCGCGGUACCUUGCUCCUGAGCUAGUUGAUCUCAACGAUCCAUCGGAACCGACAACGGCUACGGACGUAUAUGCUGCGGGUUGUAUCGGAUUCGAGUUCAUCUACUCGGUUGUACCCUACGCUCAUCGUGAGGAUAAUCGACGGGGUCAAAUUUUUCAUGACAUUCGCUGCGGGGUGCCACCUGCCCGUCGACCACGCAUCACAACGACCACGGAUUCUCCCUCGUCCGACAUAUUACCCUCGGUCGAUGGUAUCGACGCCUUGUGGAAUAUCCUCGAGUUGUGCUGGAGUCGCGAUCCUCUUCAUCGUCCGACCGCAUCUUCCCUGUACGAGUGGUUGGACACUGCCGAAAACCUUAUAGUUGAUGCGCUUCAGCAAGCGCCUUGA
Serendipita indica DSM 11827 is the source of this 2016-nucleotide messenger RNA. The record is from the annotation of a GenBank genome assembly. Lineage: Eukaryota; Fungi; Basidiomycota; Agaricomycetes; Sebacinales; Serendipitaceae.